Spizellomyces punctatus DAOM BR117 is the source of this 1743-nucleotide messenger RNA. RefSeq lists its product as uncharacterized. Gene Ontology annotation, cellular component: nucleus; RNA N6-methyladenosine methyltransferase complex. The transcript has 10 exons. Lineage: Eukaryota; Fungi; Chytridiomycota; Chytridiomycetes; Spizellomycetales; Spizellomycetaceae. Bases 1 to 1743 code for a protein of 580 amino acids. The record is from RefSeq and is a predicted model, not a curated record. Gene Ontology annotation, molecular function: mRNA m(6)A methyltransferase activity.
AUGGACGGCCAUACGGACGUCGAGAGCUCGGCGAAUGCUGAUAACCACGGUUUGCUAAGCAUGUCACUCAAGCGUAGGAUAGCUGAAAGAAAGGCGAAAGGCGUAAUGUUGGAUGCCUCCACGUCGUUUGAAGGACGAGUCCGAAAGACCUCCCUUUUACGCCGGCCAUCACCUCCUCGUCGCAUACAGUCUCCAGGAGACACCUAUACUAAUAAACCAAACGAAGAUCUACUUGCAUCAGCCCUUCUGCUUUCUCAGCGCGACUUGGAACCUCUUGUACAGAACUUUUUAAACACGUCAAACUGCAUUGAAUGGCUUCCAAUGGACUCACACACGCUGUUGAGAAAGUACGCUGGAGUCACUGUUUCCAUAACGCCAACAUUGAUAAUUAUGAUCGAAAAAUUCUUCAUCACAUCUUGCAGCCUAAUAGAAUUCACGCCGACGCUUGCAAUGGCGCAUUACAAUUGGAAAAAUGUUCAAUCUUUGGAAAGGACGCUGAGAGCCCUUGAGUCCAGGGACGGGGAACCAUAUCUCCAAUUGGAUAUUGCACUGGUGGGCUCCGGAAAGAGAGUAGCUGUCACCAGAGUGUUAUCCAAAAGCACUUGUCCGGCUACUCUAUAUCCGCCGUCUACAAGGCAUAGGCAGUUGGAGGUGGACUGGGUCCAUGAAGUAUUCGUUUCGCUGCAUCCGGAACCACCUGGCAUAGAGUCCAUCAAAGAACUGCUCGCCACACCCAGUUUCAAGGGAACAGCGAAUGGGAAAAUUUGGAAUGAGCUCCACAAUCUGAUACAUCGACCGACAGCGAAGCAGAACUUGAUCCAAGAAAAGUUUAAGAACAGAGAGGACGUAGAGUUCAAAGAAUUUUGUGAAUGGGGCUUAAGGACUGAUUGUAAUAAACAUCAACAUAGUACGCCAUGUCCAAAGUUGCACUUUCGGCGGAUCAUUAAGCCUCAAACAGAUGUCAGUUUAGGUGACUGCUCAUAUCUAAACACCUGCCACAGAUUGGAUCAAUGCAAAUAUGUACAUUAUGAGCUGGAUGAAGUCAAUGUGACGAUCGACAUUGAUCGACCACUACCAGUACUCCAGAUUGGAAAUCCUCUGCCCGCCCAGUGGAUAUCGUGUGAUGUUCGGAAAUUCGAUUUAAGCAUUCUUGGGAAAUUUACGGUCAUAAUGGCGGAUCCUCCUUGGGAUAUCCAUAUGAACCUGCCAUACGGCACGAUGACUGACGAUGAGAUGAAAGAGAUGCCUAUACAGGACCUCCAAGAUGAAGGAUUCUUGUUUCUCUGGGUGACUGGGAGAGCAAUGGAGUUAGGCCGCGACUGCAUGGCGAUCUGGGGAUACACUCGGAUUGACGAACUCAUUUGGGUCAAAACUAUGCAGCUACAGAAAUUGAUCCGCACGGGACGAACUGGUCAUUGGCUCAAUCAUAGCAAGGAGCAUUGCCUAGUGGGCGUCAAAGGUGGUUGUCACCUCCAGACGGGUGGGAUUGAUGGGGAUGUUCUAGUGGCUGAAGUGAGAGAGACGAGUCGCAAGCCCGACGAAAUAUACAGCCUCAUCGAUCGGUUAUGUCCCGGCACUCGCAAGCUUGAAAUAUUUGGCAGGCCCCAUAAUACAAGGGACGGAUGGAUGACACUGGGCAACCAAUUGGAUGGGGUGCGCAUCUGUGAAAAGGCUGUGCUGGAGCGGUAUAACAAACUCUAUCCUGCAACACCGGCGACCCUAUUUGUAGACAGGAUGUCUUGA